This is a messenger RNA of Oikopleura dioica, 612 nucleotides long. Lineage: Eukaryota; Metazoa; Chordata; Appendicularia; Copelata; Oikopleuridae. The record is from the annotation of a GenBank genome assembly.
AUGAAGCUUGCUACUCUUUUCGUUCCUUUCAUCGCAGCUCAGAGCGGCGAGGGCUCCGGAUCCAGCCCUUGCGAUGCCAUGAGCUGCCAUGAAAACGCCACUUGCCACGAGUUGCACACCGGCGAGGCCAAGUGCCGAUGCGACUACAAGUACUACGGCAACGGCGAGUGGUGCAAGUUCGUCGAGAAGAACACCCCCGGCCGAAUCCUCCAGCGAACAUACAUCAAGCUUGAUGAUAUGAUUGAUCGUCACAUCGUCAACGUUCCUGUUCCCGGCUGGCGACGACGAAUUCAGAAGGAGUUCAACUUUGUCUCGAUUGUUGUUCCAGGUUUGAUCCGCAAAUACGAGGAGCGAGAUUGCCCAGCCCAGGAGGACGAUGAAGCAAGACUUGCUGCUUUUGUCGAAGAAUUGGAAGAGCUUGACGUUCAACAGACCCGAUUCGACAACCCAUGCAUCGGACAAUGGCGACUUUUCAACAAGAUCUCUACUUGGGCCCAGAUGUACAACUCCGAUUGCGAUGGUUCCUCCAACCGAGACCUGAACCGAGUCCUCCGAAAUCUCUCUAAGUCACGAAAGCGAAUCCGAGACCGAUUCAGCUGCCCACUUGAGUAA